Molecule: messenger RNA, 498 nt
Organism: Racocetra persica
Lineage: Eukaryota; Fungi; Glomeromycota; Glomeromycetes; Diversisporales; Gigasporaceae
Source: the annotation of a GenBank genome assembly
CCAAUGAAUUGGCCGAAUUCGAUAUCAGUUUCCGUAUCAUUGAAAAGGUCGAAAAGCAUCCUGAUUUUUCAAAGGCUCUCUUAGUGGCACCGAGAACCAUGGAAAUUCUUGACAAUAGUCUUUUAGGUCCAUUCUUGGAACAUGCUGUCAAAUUGAAAUAUAUCAAUAUGCACCCAAAUGUUCAUGAUGUUCGUGAUCCACUCAGGAUCGACCUUGCCAGCAUGAACAGUCCCUUUGCAUUUGGGUUAAUGAACCGUCAAAAUAAAAGCAUGGAUUAUUUAAUUGACGCUCUACACAAAAAGAAAUCAAUGGGAAAAAAAAACAUUCCUAACAUUGAAUUCGGCACGGAACUAAUAAAGUACGAAGAUAAGGGUGAUCAUGUCAUUGUUAUUGUAAAAAAGCACAAUGUGGAAGAAGAAAUUAUAUGUAAAUAUUUAGUAGGAUGCGAUGGUUGUCAUUCUGCCGUCAGAAAAGGAAUAAAGGAUUGGACUUUUGAAG